Prunus armeniaca (apricot) is the source of this 822-nucleotide messenger RNA. The record is from the annotation of a GenBank genome assembly. Lineage: Eukaryota; Viridiplantae; Streptophyta; Magnoliopsida; Rosales; Rosaceae.
AUGCACUUAGUUUCUGAGAAUUACAGGUGUAAGGCUCCAAAAUCUAAGGCUAACGAUUAUGUAGUACACGCUCUGCGAUUUCUGCAAGAGAGAAGAACAUUUCAUCACUCUGCAUUUCUUCAAUCUUCUAUUCCUUCUCUUUCAAGGCAGGGCACCGAACAGUUGAGAUCAAACUCCAAACAUCCGGAGAGACUGAGAUUGUCGAAGACACAAGGACUGGCUGCGUGCCAAGGCUUGCAGAGAUUGAGGUUGCUGCUGCUGAGGAGGAGUAGGACACAACAUGGCUUCAAUUCUCCGGAGGACAGACAGAGUCGCGGAAUAAGAAGAGGAAACUUCCUCGUUGCUCAGACCUCCCAAACAUGCUACCAUUCAAAAGGAUUUCCAGGUGCUGGAAUUGAUCUCUCCUCUCUGGUAGUUGUGGAAGGAAAGAUCUGUUGGGAUCUUUACAUCGACGGCCUUGUUGUUAGUUCAGAUGGGAAUCUGCUAGAUGCCCUAGGUGCUGCUAUAAAGGCUGCUUUGAAUAAUACAGGCAUCCCAAAAGUAAAUGUUGCAGCCGGUGCAUCAGGCGAUGAGCAACCAGAGGUAGGUCGGCACUAUAUUGUAGAUGCCACUUCAGAAGAGGAAUCACAAAUGAGCUCGGCUGUUUCUAUUUCCAUCAAUAGGCAAGGCCACAUUUGUGGGUUGACCAAACGGGGCGGUGCCGGCCUAGAUCCAAGCAUCAUUCUUGACAUGAUAUCUGUGGCAAAAACAGUAAGUGAGCAGCUGAUAAACACUUUGGAUUCUCACAUAGCUGCUGCUGAAGCUGGCGAAGAGGAGUCGUGA